AUGUCCUCCAACAGCUUCUCUCACCCGUAUUCAACCCAUCACUCUCCUCCAGACCGUAGUACCACCAUCACUUCCUCCAAACAGUACCAACACGUCCACUUCCUUCCAACAGGCUACCCACCAUACCACCUCCGUCACUUCCAUCUCAACAAUAGUUCCCACCACACAUAUCACAUAUACAUCAUCCUCUUGUCAAAUAGAUACCACCUUCCACCCCCGUCACUUUCCGUCCACAGCAAUCUGAGGUACCACCACCACUACGUCACUUCCUCCAACUCCAGUACAAUCACCUUCCUCCAACAGUACCACCAUUCAUUUCCUCUCAACAGUUACGCACCUAUUUCACUUCCUCCACAGUACCACCAUCACCUUGCCUCCAUAAAGUACCAUCAUCACUCCCUCCAAACAGUACACCAUCACUUCCUCCCAACUAGUACCAGCCAUCAGCUUCCUCCAAACAGUACCACCCAUCAUUUCCUCCAACCAGUACCACCAUCAUUUCCUCCAACGGUACCACCAUCACUUCCUCCCACAACAGUCACCAUCCACUUCCUCCAACAACAGUACCACCACCACUUCCCUCCCAACUCAACAUACCCCACGCCACCACCCUCGUCAGCAGUUCCUCCACACAAUAGUACCACUCUCCACCACCGUCAUCCUUCUCCAACAAUAGUACCACCUCCACCAUCUCGUGUGCACAACUUCCUCCUCGUCAACCUCAGUUCAUCUUCCACCGCCGCCACUUUCCUUCCAACAGUUGCCACUCUUCACCACUCACGUUCCAUCCAGACCACUAACCAGUUCCACCACUCUCCAUCACUUCCUCCAACGAGACGAGUGAGAGCGGCGAUCCCUACCACCGUCACUUCCUCACCAAUAGUCCCACCAACCAACGUACCACUCCCACGCACCGUCACUUCCUAUCAACCAGUUGUCCAUCUCCACCACCGUCAAUUUUCCUCCAACAAGCGUUCACCUCCUCCAACAACAGUUCCAUCUCCAACACCAUCUACUUCAACACCAGUUCCGUCUCCAACACCAAUUCCAUCUGCAACACCAGUUCCAUCUCCAACAUCAGUUCCAUCAGCAACGCCAUUUCUCAUCUCCAACACCAGUUCCAUCUCUACAACACCAUCUCCCAACCAUAAUCUCCACCAAGUUGCAUCUCCAACAGUUAGUCUCCUAUCCUCCAACACGCCCAGUCGCAUCCAACCCAGUUCCAUCUCCAACGCCAGUUCCAUCUCAACACCAUAUACAUCAUCCAACACAGUUCCACCUCCAAACACCAGUUCUCUCUCGCCAGUUCCAUCUCCAACGCCAGUUCAUCUCAACACAGUUUCCAAUCUCUACUCACCAGUUCCAUCUCCAAACCAGUUCACAGUCUACCAUCAUCUCCAACCACCAGUUCCACCCAGUUCCAUCUCCAACACCAUUCCAUCUCCAACACCAUCCACCUACCAAACACCAGUUUCCAUCUCCAAUACCAUCACCUACUCCAACACCAGUUCCAUCUCCAACGCCAGUUCCAUCUCCAGUACCAUCACCUACUCCAACACCAGUUCCAUCUCCAACGUCCCUCCAAAAGUUCCAGUCUCUUCCAUCUCCAACACCAUUCCAUCUCCACACCAGUUCCAUUCUCCAACACCAGUUCCAUCUUCACCAUCCACCUUCUCCAACACCAGUUCCAUCCUCCAUCUACCAUCACCUACUCCAACACCAGUUCCAUCUCCAGUACCACACCAGCCAUCUCCAACGCCAGUUUCAUCUCCAACACCAGUUCCAUCUCCAUUCCAUCUCCCCAUCACCUCUCCAACCAGUCCAGUUCCAUCUCCAACACCAGUUCCAUCUCCAGAUCCAUCUCACAAUUCCAUCUCCGACACCGUCACCACUCUCAACCCACCAUUCCAUCUCCAACACAGUUCCAUCUCCAACACAGUUCCAUCUCCCAAUCCAUCUCCAACACCAUUCCAUCUCCACACCAUUCCAUCUCCAAACACCAGUUCCAUCUCCUACACCAGUUCCAUCUCCAAACACCCAGUUCCAAUCUCCUUCCAGUUUCCAAUCUCCACACCAGUUCCAACACCAGUUCCAUCUCCAACGCCACAUCUUACACCAGUCUCCAUCUACCCACCAGUUCCAUCUCCAACACCAUUCCAUCUCCAACGCCAGUCCAUCUCCUACAACCAGGUCCAUCUCCAACCACCAGUUCCAUCUCCAGUAUCUACCAGUUCCAUCUCCAACGCCAGUUCCCAUCUCAACGCCAAUUCCAUCUCCAACACAGUUCACACAACACUACACCAGUUCCAUCUCCUACACCAUUCCAUCUCCUACACCUGUUCCAUCUCUAUCACCACCAGUCCUACACCAGUUCCAUUCUCCAACACCUGUUCCAUCUCCAACACCAGUUCCAUUCUCCCACCAGUCCAUCUCCUACACAGUUUCCCUCCCUACACCAGUUCCAUCUCCAACACCAGCUUCCAUUCUCCAACACCAGCCAGUUCCAUCUCCAACGACGCAGUUCCAUUCCACCAGUUCCAUUUUCCAUCUCAACACCAGUUCCAUCUCAACACCAGUUCCAUCUCCCUACACCAGUUCCCUCCACAACCAGCUCCCAUCUCCAACCACCAGUUUCCAUCUCCAACACCAUUCCAUCUCCUACACCAGUAG
Penaeus vannamei (Pacific white shrimp) is the source of this 2670-nucleotide messenger RNA. Lineage: Eukaryota; Metazoa; Arthropoda; Malacostraca; Decapoda; Penaeidae. The record is from RefSeq and is a predicted model, not a curated record.